ACCAGAUACUCUCACUUUGGCAUGAAGAGAUCUGCUACUUUAUCUAUCCUUUGUUUCCUGAUUCUAUCUCUAACCCUUCUCAUCUUCUUCUCUUUCUCCCUUUCACUCCGAGUUGUUGCGUUUUUCAUAUUCAACUUUAUUUCUCUCAGCAUCCUUAUAGGAAGCCCUAUGGCUGAAGUUGAAGGAGUGGUUUCCAUGCCUUUACUGUAUGAAGAAGAAGAUCAUGGUGAAAAUAAUUGGGAUGGCAGCGACGUGGUGGGUGUUGAAGGUUAUCAUGGUUAUGAUGCGUACGAUGAGGACAACGAUGAGGACAACGAUGAUGAUCUUGAUACAGCUGAUGUAGAUAGCGAGGAUGAUGAGGGCAAUGAUCAGUUGGAGAGGAGGACAGAGGAAUUCAUAGCAAAGGUCACUGCAAAAUGGAGAGAGGAGUUUCUCAAGGAGAGGAUUCUUUAUAUCACAGACUCUUAAUGAAAAUUAGUUGCGUUGCGUUUCCUCUGAUCCCAUAUAUAUAUUGAUAUUGAUAUAUAUACCAUGAAGAAGUGUGUGUAUAUAGGUAUAUAUAUAAGUUUCCAUUAAUUUGUAGAUGUUGUAACUUGAAGAUCCCAAUCAUGACGAUCAACUCUGUUGUGAUAUUUGAUAUGCAGAACAUGUAUAUAUCAUGUGUGUAAGUAUAUGUUCCAUAUUUGCAAAGGAAUAUUUAGAAGUAUGUGUGGAUAUUAAUUAGCAGUAUAUCUUAGUACAAUUUUGUUAAUUCUGAUCUUGAUUUUUGAUUUUUGAUUUUUUGAGAUGGUAGGGUUGUACUUUGAAUUUUUCAACCCGAAAUUGUUUGAUGUACCAUUAAUAAAAGAGAUAGGGUACU
Molecule: messenger RNA, 859 nt
Organism: Rubroshorea leprosula
Lineage: Eukaryota; Viridiplantae; Streptophyta; Magnoliopsida; Malvales; Dipterocarpaceae
Source: the annotation of a GenBank genome assembly